CACCGCUGCUCCAGGCUCUGCAUCCCUCCAGGACCCUGCCCCAGCCUCUCUGGGGUGGGUACAGGGCUGUCGGGGCCCCUGGGCACAAGCGAGCUGAACAUGAGCAUGUUCCUAAAGUGUUUUCUAAUCCUUACAAAACUAAACAGAUAAACUACCCUCCAGCUGAAGGGAGUGUUUUGGCAGCCUGUGCGUCUUUCCCCAGUUCACCAGUGGGUGCCUGCUUGCGCCAUUGCAUCUCUCUGUCACUGUUUUGCUUUGUCUGCUGUCUUCUCUCCCUGUUUCCCAGCCUGAAUAGCCAAGGAACCUGCAGACGCUGACCGGAGGGAUCUGGGUAUGGGUGACAAAACAGCAUUCCCGAGGCAUGGUGGUGCCUGCCCCACGCUCCUCUGUGCAGCAGCUUCUCUGUUGUUUUGCUAUCCCAGAUUCCCAGGUUGUUUAUGGCAGCAAUUCCUCAGAUUGCUGGCCUGCCGCCCCUGGGCUCUCCAGACAGGGCUGGUGCUGGUGGGACGGGUGCAGGCUCCGUCUGCCCGGUGUGGAACACUGACUUCAGAAGGGCUCGUGGAACUGUGCCCCGCUCUCCGGGCUGGUGGGUCCCUGGAGACCGCCAGGACACAGGGAGCUUGUGGGUCUGGCACGAGUUUGUCACAGGCUCAAGAGCAGGACUGCCAUCCCCAGGGUGCCCCACACCUGGUGCUGCUGCAGACCCAGCACCCGUGGCCCAGGAGCUGCUGGGUGAGGCCAGCGGUGACCGCUUGUAGGCACGAUGUGAGCGUCGAGUUUUCUGCUUGUUUGACUUUUGCCACUGAAACUGUAGCCCCUGUGAGUUUGCUGUGGUCCCACAGGUGAUAUUGCUGGCGUUGCUGCUAUCUCCUGGUGCACUGCCCUAGGCAGACGUACUCUCCUCGCUUCUCCACUGCAGGCAGCUUGUCCUUCCAGUCAAAGCUGGGUGUGCCUAUGUGACCUUCCAGGUCUGUACUUCCCAGCCUGGCCGGCACAGUGUGUUGCUCCCACAUGAGCUCCACAGUAACCAGCAUCAGAUGCAGUGAACAGCAGCACUGGAGUGGCUCCUUGUGCUGCCUCUCUGGUCGGCUCUGGCACGCCUCUGCCAGCCACCCACCUCAGUUGCUGGAGGUUCUGCAUCGCUCGCAGGUCCGGGCGGCUGCCUUGCGCCCUGCAGCCACCUCUGUGACCUCAUCUGUGCUCUCGUCCUUCUCCUUGUGGUCUCCCUUCAUGUCUGUCAGGUUUAUUUGCUCAGGGGAUCUUGUGGUGCCAGCACGCAGUGUGGCAGUACACUCCUCCCCACGCAAGUGAGCAUCGCUCUGUGUGUCAUCCCCGAGCAGUGAUCUGACUUCCUUCCUGAAAUGGGAUGGGAUAGUUAAAUAGCACAAGGUUGGGACUGGAGUCCUGCAGGAUCCUGUCAGGAGCUCUCCCAGAGGGUGGUGGGGAUAUGUCUCUGGGUCCCAAGUGUCUGAGUGGGGAUAAAUCGGUUGUGGUCCAUUUGUCAUGUGCCCCAGGGUGGCAUUAGUGUUGGAUCAUCCUGCUCUGACCUGCCCAUGUCCUGCGCCUCUUCCCUGUGUAACUUGGGCACCGUGUGCUGGCACGGGCACAGACGCUCGUGGGGCACCUUGGGCGGGGGGGCGGUGGUGCAUGGGAGAAGACUCAGACUUUCUCAGCUUUAGGGGGCAUUGGCUGCUGCUCUGUUUGCACUAGGAGGACUGUGGCUUUUGCAGGGAUUUUAACUGACUCCGUAGCCCCCUUCUGAAAAGUGACUUCGUAACCCUGAGCAAGCUGUGCUGGUCAGUAGUGCUGCAGGGGGAGGGAGGCAGGAAAAAGGGAAACAAGCCACUUAUAAAACCUGACGAAAUACUGCUGGAGCCUGGCGUGCUUAUUGCUGGGACAAAAGGGCGCUGCUGAAAGGCGUUAAUAAAAGCAAAGGGGAGAGGAGGCGCUUGCCAUGGCAAUGAGGGGGCUGUGAGACCAGAGGGGUGGGCCAGGCAGGGAAGGUGAAGCUGGAGCCUGGCUGUCACAGGGCUGGGUGGGUCAGAGCAGCAAGGGGGUUCGCAGGGCACCAGUGCUGUCUGCCUCGGGCCAGCGCACCCAGACCUGACCUGCCUCCCACGCUGCGGUGAUGCUUGGACCCCCGCAGCCAUGACAGCGUAGGCAGGCGGCGAGAGAUGGAUCGCUUCACUGAGUGCGGGACCCAGACGGACGCGGUGGUGGUGCUGUCCCUGGCGCAGGCUGCGGUUCUGGGCUUGGUGUCUGAGAAUGAGCUGCUUGGGGCCACAGUCAGCCCCUCGGGCUUCUUCCCAGGGCUGGGAGGGGAGCUGCCGGACACUGCUGCGGUGGAGCCUGGGGAGCCGGAGGGUGAGUGCCGGCUGGAGGGUGAGGGGCAGGUGCCAGGGGAUGGGCAGGACGAGGAUGCCUUGGAGGCAGAGUCUUCCCUGGAGAAGCAUGCCCGGAGGAGAAAGAGGCCUCCAGUGAGGCUGGUGCCCAAGGUCAAGUGUGAGAAGGCAGAGGCGGAGGAUGACGUGCUGUAUGAAGUGUCCAUCCCUGGGGACGAAGAGGGCGAGCAGCAGCGCAGCCACCAGUCCGACCUCCAGGACCCCAGCCAGGAGCAGACGGUGCAGAGCAGCGCCGUGAAGAUGAUUGACCUUGGCACCUUUGGCAGGAAACCCCGGCGCCUGCGGCACCUGCGCCGGCAUGCACACCAGGAGCUGGAGGGCACCGAGCGUCACCUGAGGAGCACUGGUGCAGCAGAUGGUGCCACCGCGGGGGACCUGCGGACUGAGUGCGCCUUUGAGGCAGGCGCCCCAUCCCCCAGCGAGGCAGAAGCCCCUGCACCAGCAUCCCCCGAGCAGGUGAAGAGCGAGCAGGGCUUCGCCUGGCAGGAGCCAGGGGAGCUGGAGGCGGAGGCGACUGGUGCCACCAGCGAGCGCAACAAGAAGGCACAGCUGGACCGACUGGACAUCAACGUGCAGAUCGAUGACUCCUACCUGGUGGAAGCUGGGGACCGCCAGAAGCGCUGGCAGUGCCGCAUGUGUGAGAAGUCCUACACCUCCAAGUACAACCUGGUGACCCACAUCCUGGGCCACAACGGCAUCAAGCCCCACUCCUGCCCCCACUGCAACAAGCUCUUCAAGCAGCCCAGUCACCUGCAGACCCACCUGCUGACCCACCAGGGCACACGGCCCCACAAGUGUGAGGUGUGCAGCAAGGCUUUCACCCAGACCAGCCACCUGAAGCGGCACAUGCUGCUGCACACCGACAUCAAGCCCUACAGCUGCCGCUUCUGCGGCCGGGGCUUCGCCUACCCCAGCGAGCUGAAGGCACACGAGGUGAAGCAUGAGAGCGGCCGCUGCCACGUCUGUGUGGAGUGCGGGCUGGACUUCUCCACGCUCACCCAGCUGAAGCGGCACCUCUCCACGCACCAGGGCCCCACGCUGUACCAGUGCUUGGAGUGCAGCAAGUCCUUCCACUACCGCAGCCAGCUGCAGAACCACAUGCUGAAGCACCAGAACGUCCGGCCUUUCGUCUGCACCGAGUGUGGGAUGGAGUUCAGCCAGAUCCACCACCUCAAGCAGCACUCCCUCACGCACAAGGGUGUGAAGGAGUUCAAGUGCGAGGUGUGCGGGCGGGAGUUUACCCUGCAAGCCAACAUGAAGCGGCACAUGCUGAUCCACACCAGCGUCCGUCCCUACCAGUGUCACAUCUGCUUCAAGACGUUUGUGCAGAAGCAGACGCUCAAGACCCACAUGAUUGUGCACUCACCGGUGAAGCCGUUCAAAUGCAAGGUCUGCGGGAAGUCCUUCAACCGCAUGUACAACCUGCUGGGCCACAUGCACCUGCAUGCGGGGAGCAAGCCCUUCAAGUGUCCCUACUGCUCCAGCAAGUUCAACCUGAAGGGCAACCUGAGCCGGCACAUGAAGGUCAAGCACGGGGUGAUGGACAUCAGCCUGGACAGCCAAGAUCCCAUGAUGGACCUGGCCGGGGCUGACCACGCCGAGCUGGAUGGGCAGCAGGAGAUGGAUGACUUCGAAGAGGAGAACUCUUAUGGCUACGGGGGGGUGGGCAACCCUCCGGAUGAGCAUGCCCUGACUGAGCAGGCCAUGAAGGAGAUGGCAUACUACAACAUGUUGUAGCCGAGGCUGGAGGAAGCUGGUGGGGGCCUGCGUGAACUUUGCGUGGUAAGAGGAGCUGCUGCCGGGGGGCUGCGGCACCCAGCCAGACCUGCAGCACCGCCCCCGGAGAGGAGGGGGGGCUCCAGCUGAGCUUGGUGAAGGAGAAAAGAGGGAUGUCCAGAAACCUUUGCUGGGGUGAAGGCGGGAGCAGAAGCUGGAGGUGGCACAGAGGAGCUGUCGCUGCCUGCCAUGGGCAUGCUGGGCUCCAGGCCGCUGCCAGACCCUUGCAGAGCCUCAGUGGAGCUCUCGCCAUCGCUGGGGUCCUUCCCUCUGGACCCCUUCCACCACCCCUGGAGAGGGAGCACGGAGCUAUGCACCGGCUGCCUGCAGCUCUCCUGCCCGGCACUGAGCUCCCCUGGCUCCACUCCUGCCCACCCGCCCGCCUGCCCCACCACGCGGUGGCACGUCAGGACCUUGCCCCUGUCUUCGCCCUCGCCUGCACUUCAGUGUCCGGGGCACUUGAAGCUGCAGGCAGGGGAAGGCACGUCCCAGAAGAUGAUGAGCAUUACUAAUUAUUCUACCUCCUGGGUCCUCCCCCACGGCUGUGCUGGGGCUGCAGCCCGGCCAGCCCCCUGCUCCCCCCAAGCGCCCCGUGGGGCAGAAGCCCCUCAGCCCGCGGGAGGAGGUGGGUUUGUGUUUCUUGCCCUUCCCAGUCUCCCGGGCAGGCGAGAGCUGUCCCGCUUGCUCUGGCACUGGCUGCAAGCUGGCACGGGCGAAGCUGUGGCAGCCUGCGUGAGGCCACGGGGCACAUACAAAACAGAAUAUUUUCUUACAAACUAAUGGCGAAGCUCAGAGGAAGCAGCAGCUCUGGGUAUAAAGCAACUGUAGCGAGCUGUGUAUUUAAAGGAAGGCAAACCCUGCUCAACUUGAGCAAAUGAUGGUAUUUUGAAAGUAAUUUAUUUUUUUCAGAUGUGCCGCGUGGUUGGAUUUAUCUUUUCACCGAGUUAUUUCCUUCAACCAAUGUGCUUUGUAAACCUGUGUAACGUGUGUGGUCUGUGCGCAGGGAGCGGUGAUGCUGUGCGGGGGGGAAGGGGUUGAGGACCAGAGCAGGGUCCCACCACCCGUGGGGCAGCCAAGCACUAACGAACCACAGCCACUCUCUGUGCUGCCAGUGCCCCCUCCUUGACGUCCCCCCACCCCCCACCCCCCGGCUGCUUUGGGGCUCAGGAAAAGGCUUUGGCAGGCAGUGAUGUGGGUUUGCACCCUCUGCUCCCAGGGUGCUGUGCUGGGGGGGAGAAAGUAGCUGGGGCAGCAGUGGGUCUGGGACCACCACCCUGGCUCUCCUCCCUCCCUGCUGUGGGGCAGGGGGUGGGCAGCUCCCACAGCAUCACUCCCCACACGUGCCCGGUGCCAGGUGGGCACCAGUACCCCCUGGGAGGCUGCAGCAAGCCCAGGACCUGGGGUCCACUGGCACAGGGUCUGGGACAGUGCAGGUCCCACCAUGCUCCCCAGGGCAGGGCACAUCUACCCCAUCCCCAAAAGCCCCAGGCUGGCUCUGGGGGGGUGGCACCACUCAGCCCUCCGUGCCCCCAGCACCAACUUCCCUUUCCUCUAGCCUCGGGGCAGGAUGGAGCUGGCUGCAGUGUGCCAGCCCAGGCCCCCUCCUGCCCUGCGGCAGUGCUGCCCCCUCCCCACAGCCCCCACACACGCUACCUCAGUCCCGUUACCAAAAAGCUGCGACGCAUGUCCCCCCCUCCAUGCCAGGCGAGGCCGAGCCCAGGGGACCUUCACCACUGCCAGGAGGCAGCUGUGGUACCAGGCUUUGCCCUGUGGGAUGAGGUGGGGGGUCUCGUGCCAGCAGCCCCUCAUGCUGGCAUGCCCCCCCCCCCCCCCGCAUACACAGAGCAUUCAGCCACCCCUUGUGCAAAGCCCUACUGUGUUUUGGUUGGUUUUUUUUAUCUCCUUGGUUUGAAGAGUUGUUUAGCAAUAAUUCUAAUAAAUGCAUAUUCUUUA
Molecule: messenger RNA, 6131 nt
Organism: Falco peregrinus (peregrine falcon)
Lineage: Eukaryota; Metazoa; Chordata; Aves; Falconiformes; Falconidae
Gene: ZNF710
Product: zinc finger protein 710
Exons: 5
Coding region: 2175-4139 (654 amino acids)
Cellular component (GO): nucleus
Source: RefSeq, a predicted model, not a curated record